AUGAAACCCGGCGGCUGGGUCGAGCUGCAGGACGUCGACGGACAGGUCCACUGCGACGACGGGACCAUGCCGCCCGACUGGCCCCUCGUCCGCUUCACCGACCACCUCGUCGAGGCGUUCGCCAAGUUCGGCACAAACUCCCACGCCGCCGUGUUCGGGCGGCAGUACCUCGAGCAGGCCGGCUUCGUCAACAUCCAGCACCACACGGUCAAGCUGCCCUACGGGACGUGGCCCAGGGAUAAAACGAUGCGGCUGGUCGGCAUGUACUACCGCACGGCGUGCGAGGACUUCUUCCCCGCCGUCGGCGCGAUCCACUUUGAGAUGCUGGGGUGGAGCAAGAUCGAGAUGGAGGUUCUCUUCGCGCAGUGCCGCAACGCGAUGAGGGACCCCAACGUCCACGCGUACGGCAAGAUGCACUUCUGGAGCGGACAGAAACCUGUCUGA
Molecule: messenger RNA, 444 nt
Organism: Colletotrichum higginsianum IMI 349063
Lineage: Eukaryota; Fungi; Ascomycota; Sordariomycetes; Glomerellales; Glomerellaceae
Product: Methyltransferase
Exons: 2
Coding region: 1-444 (147 amino acids)
Source: RefSeq, a predicted model, not a curated record